AAGUUACUCCACCACAUGUACGGCAACUUCUAUGCUCCUCCAAAUCGUGAGCUGUGCAAGAGCCUCAUGCCCGUGUUGACGCAGUGGCUUGCAGAUGGGAUAAUUCAUUUUUGUCGUUCGUUUAUGCACCCGAACACUGUUGAAGUCGUCCCGGGUGGCCUGAAUGGUGCCUCUCCUGGUCUACAGAGGCUGAAGAAUAACCAUGUCGGCGCUAAGAAACUAGUAAUUCGCCCUUGGGAGACUGUAUGA
This is a messenger RNA of Suillus clintonianus, 249 nucleotides long. RefSeq lists its product as uncharacterized. The transcript is spliced from 2 exons. Lineage: Eukaryota; Fungi; Basidiomycota; Agaricomycetes; Boletales; Suillaceae. The record is from RefSeq and is a predicted model, not a curated record. The annotation marks the transcript as partial.